AUGAAUAAUAACUUGGAUAAAGCAAUCAAUAAGUCUAAUUAGAAUAAAUUUAAAUGCACCUAUCCAGGUUGUCAGAAAGAAUUUACCAGAAAAAAUAGACUAACUCUUCAUUAUAACUCAGCCCAUUUGGGUGAAAAAAAAUUUUACCAUUGUAAGUACUCCGGAUGCGGCAAAUUCUUUGAAGAAAACGGAAAUCUAAAAGUGCAUGAAAGAAUUCACACUGGAGAAAUAACUAAUAAGUGCCAUAUCUGCUAUAAAACAUUUUCUUCAAUUGGUAACUAUAAAGAUCACGAAAGGCGACAUAACAAUAUUAGGGUGACAGAACUUUGA
Messenger RNA from Stylonychia lemnae, 330 nucleotides. Lineage: Eukaryota; Ciliophora; Spirotrichea; Sporadotrichida; Oxytrichidae. The record is from the annotation of a GenBank genome assembly.